CCCCCCCCACCUCUGCCAAAUCUAGUGUCUUGCCUAUAGCAACAUGGCGAAGCAGUUCUUUGCUAACGUCAAGUCCGCCCUGAGCGGUGACACUCUGCUGUUGACCAGCCAAAACAAUCCCAACGCGGAGCGUACCUUCUCGCUGGCUUUUGUCACUGGCCCCCAUCUUCGAAGAGAGGGUGACGAGCCGUUCGCUUUCCAGUCACGAGAGUACCUGCGAAAGCUUGUCAUUGGAAAGCCGGUCCAGUGCACCAUCCUCUACACUGUCCCUACCUCUGGAAGGGAAUAUGGCGUUGCCCAGUUGAAAGAUGGGACACAGUUGCCAGAUGAGCUGGUCAAAGCUGGUUGGCUUAAGGUCCGGGAGGAUGCCGGGCGGAAAGAGGAAUCCGAAGAAGUCCUGCAACGGCUCGAAGCUCUUCGCUCGCUAGAGACACAGGCUAGGAGCGAAGGGAAAGGCCUGUGGGAAGGCGUUGGUGGAGUUAUCGAGGUCCAAAAUGACAUUGGCGCCCUCGAUUUCGAUGAAUGGAAGGGCAAAACUGUCGAUGCGGUUGUCGAGCGCAUUCUGAGCGGUGAUCGCUUGCUUGUACGCCUGAAGCUGUCCGAUGAGAAACACUAUCAAGUUAUGACGCUGGUUGCCGGCAUCCGCACUCCGUCUACUGAGAGAGUCAACCAGUCUACAGGUCAGACCCAACCUGCUGAGGAAUUCGGAAACGAAGCACGGCAAUACGUUGAGCAGAGACUGCUCCAGCGAGACGUUCAGGUUGAACUAGUCGGUAUCAGUCCGCAAGGGCAGCUCAUCGCCUCUAUCUUGCACCCUAGAGGGAGCAUUGCGGAAUUUCUCCUUGCCGACGGGCUAGCACGGUGCAACGAUUUCCACUCGACCUUGCUUGGUGCAAAGAUGGCUCCUCUCAGAGCAGCCGAGAAGAAGGCACAAGCUGCCAAGCUCCGCCUUCAUAAGGACCAUGUGGCCAAGGCCGAGGGAGGUAGCUCGUCGGACAUGAUCGUCUCGAAAAUCCAAGGGGCCGAUGCGAUCUUUGUUCGUACUAAGACUGGUGCGGAGAAGCGGAUUAAUCUAAGCAGCGUUCGUGGGCCCCGAACCAACGAACCCUCCGAGGCCCCGUUCCGGGACGAGGCGAAGGAGUAUCUCCGGAAGAAACUUAUCGGAAAGCACGUCAAAGUUUCGAUUGACGGAUCUCGGCCCGCUAGCGACGAUUUCGAGGCUCGUGACGUCGCCACUAUAACCGAGAAGGGUAAGAACAUCAACCUGUUGCUCGUCCAGGACGGCUGGUGCUCCGUUAUCCGACAUCGCAAGGACGAUACUGACAGAGCGCCUAACUACGACGAGCUUCUUGCGGCCCAGGAGCAGGCAAAAGAACAGAAGAAGGGAAUGUGGUCUGGAAAGCCGUCCAAAGCCAAGACCUACGUUGAUGUAUCCGAGUCGGUGCAGAAGGCCAAGAUUCAACUCUCUACUCUCUCGCGCCAGAAGAAGGUACCUGCAAUCGUUGACUUCUGCAAGGCCGGAUCGCGAUUUACGAUCCUGAUCCCUCGUGAAGGGGUCAAGCUCACAAUGGUUCUUGGCGGCGUCCGUGCACCUCGGGCACCUCGGUCGUCUCAGGAGAAGGGGGAGCCGUUCGGACAGGAGGCACUCGACCUCGCCAACCGCCGGUGUAAUCAGCGUGACUGCGAGAUCGACAUCCACGACAUCGACAAGGUUGGCGGGUUCAUCGGCGACCUGUAUAUCAACCGCGAGAGCUUUGCCAAGAUUCUAGUCGAAGAAGGUCUUGCCUCCGUUCAUCAGUACUCGGCGGAGAAGUCUGGAAAUGCAAACGAACUCUUGGCUGCCGAGAAGCGCGCCAAGGAAGGACGCAAAGGCCUGUGGCAGGAUUGGGACCCGUCGCAAGAGGAAGGUGCCGACGCAGAAGAGACCGCCGACGCAGCACCGUCGAACGACGCUGCACCACUGGACAAGAAAGCUACCGACUACCGGGAAGUUGUCGUCACCAACAUUGACGCGAGCGGCAAGCUCAAGAUCCAAGAGAUCGGCAAAGGCACCUCGGCUUUGGAACUGAUGAUGAACGAGUUCAAGAAGUUCCACCUCGACCCCAAGAACAACAAGCCUCUCGCCAACCCUCCUAAGACUGGCGAAUUCGUGGCAGCUAAAUUCACCGCUGACGGUCAGUGGUACCGUGCGCGAGUGCGGUCGAACGACCGGACAGCCAAGGUCGCCGAGGUCAUAUACAUAGACUUCGGCAACAGCGAGAAGAUUCCCUGGUCGAACCUCCGGGCGCUCGACCAGCCACAAUUCACGACGCAGAAACUCAAGGCGCAGGCGACCGACGCGGCGCUCUCCUUCAUCCAACUACCGACGGCGCCGGACUAUUUCCGCGACGCGCUCGACUACAUUGCGGAGGCGACGGACGGCCGCCGGCUCGUGGCUAGCUUCGAUUUCGUCGACGCGAAGGAGGGCCUCAGCUACAUCACGCUCUUCGACGAGAAGGCCGGCGGCGGCGGGUCGGGCAGCACGUUCGUAGACUCGAUCAAUAAGGACAUCGUGGCGAACGGGCACGCGCUAGUGCCCAAGAAGCUGAAGGCGUGGGAGCGCGGACGCGCUUCGGAGGAGGUCCUCAAGAAGCUGCGCGAGGUCGAGAGCCAGGCCAAGGCCGACCGGCUAGGCAUGUGGGAGUACGGCGACAUCACCGAGGAUUAAGGAGGCUCGCUAUUCCGACUUUCAUUUGGGUCUCGGACGGUGGAGUUCUGAUUUUCCCUUUCCCCUCCUAGGUACCUCCAGGAGUCUUAUUGGCAUCCAUCCGCAUGGCAUAGGGAAAAGCUACGCUUAUCGUCUCUCGGCGUAUCAAAGGCAUUCCGCAUAGACACACACACGUACCCUCUAGUCAGAAAUAAAAGGAGCAUCUAUGGCACAAGCAUUACGUUCCAAUUUUUUUAAAUAUAAAGCCUCCCCCCCCGGAACGAGAACGAGAAGCAAAUGAGUAGUAGACGUUGUGAUUUGUUCCCACCGCGAUGUUUCCCGACAGGAUCAGGCCACUAGGGUACUUGCGCUGCGGACCGAUGGUCGGACAUUAGCCUUGUAAGGCCUUAAAGUAAUAGA
Messenger RNA from Durotheca rogersii, 3106 nucleotides. RefSeq lists its product as uncharacterized. Gene Ontology annotation, cellular component: nucleus; RISC complex; cytosol. Gene Ontology annotation, biological process: mRNA catabolic process; regulatory ncRNA-mediated gene silencing. The transcript has a single exon. The coding region runs from base 44 to 2707 and encodes 887 amino acids. The record is from RefSeq and is a predicted model, not a curated record. NCBI's taxonomy places the organism in Eukaryota, Fungi, Ascomycota, Sordariomycetes, Xylariales, Xylariaceae. Gene Ontology annotation, molecular function: RNA binding; nuclease activity.